Condylura cristata (star-nosed mole) is the source of this 945-nucleotide messenger RNA. RefSeq names its product olfactory receptor 10AG1-like. Gene Ontology annotation, molecular function: G protein-coupled receptor activity; olfactory receptor activity. Gene Ontology annotation, cellular component: membrane. The record is from RefSeq and is a predicted model, not a curated record. The transcript has a single exon. Bases 1 to 945 code for a protein of 314 amino acids. NCBI's taxonomy places the organism in Eukaryota, Metazoa, Chordata, Mammalia, Eulipotyphla, Talpidae. Gene Ontology annotation, biological process: G protein-coupled receptor signaling pathway.
AUGAAAUAUAACGAGAUUGAAGCAGAAGACAACGUUUCCACGGUGACUCAGUUUGUAUUCUUGGGGUUUUCUGAUCUUCCAAAUGUCCAAGGGUUACUAUUUGCCCUGUUCUUCAUUGUUUACAUGAUCAUUUUGAUUGGAAACAGCCUCAUCAUCAUAGUAACCAGGCUUGACUCUGCGCUGCACAAACCCAUGUAUUUUUUCUUGUCCAACUUUUCCUCAUUAGAAAUCUGUUUUGUGUCUGUCACUGUCCCUAGGAUUCUGAAGAACCUGUGGACUCAGGAUAGAACCAUUUCUAUACUGGCAUGUGCUACACAAAAUUGUGUCUUCAUUACUCUGGGAGCCGCUGAGUGCUUCCUGCUGGCCGUGAUGUCCUAUGACCGCUACGUGGCCAUCUGUAACCCCCUGCACUACCCUCUGGUCAUGAACCACAAGUUCUGUGUCCAGCUGGUUGUGGGUGCCUGGGUCACGGGAAUCCCCCUGCAGAUUGGACAAACAAGCCUUAUCUUCUCUCUGCAUUUCUGUAACUCCAACCAAAUCAACCACUUCUUCUGUGAUAUCCCUCCUUUGAUCAAGCUGGCCUGCGGGGACACCUCAGUACCCGAGAAGGCCCUCUUUGCAGCUUCGACAUUGUUCGUUGCCAUCCCUUUCACUUUGAUACUUUUCUCUUAUGCCAAAAUCAUCUCCACCAUCCUGAGGUUGCCAACAGCCAGCGGACGGACCAAAGCCUUCUCCACCUGCUCUUCCCAUCUCAUAGUUGUGAUUUUGUUUUUUGGAUCUGCUUGCAUCACCUACUUCAAACCCAAAACUAGUCAUUCUGCAGCAAAUGACAAACUGCUCUCUCUUUUCUACACUGUGCUGACACCAAUGUUUAACCCCUUGAUCUACAGCCUUCGGAACAAGGAUGUGAUUGCAGCCCUGAGAAAAGUGUUCCUUAAAAAAUAG